GGUACCAGACCACCUUCCCUGGUUUUUGAUGCUGAAUCAGGAUCGUUUUAACUAAAGAUGGAAACACUGGAGUCAGAAUUGACCUGCCCAAUCUGCCUGGAGUUAUUCGAAGACCCUCUUUUGCUGCCGUGUGCCCACAGCCUCUGCUUCAGCUGCGCCCACCGCAUCCUGGUGUCCAGCUGCUCCUCCAGCGAGUCCAUUGAGCCCAUCACCGCCUUCCAGUGCCCCACGUGCCGCUAUGUCAUCUCCCUCAACCACCGGGGCCUGGAGGGCCUCAAGAGGAAUGUGACCCUGCAAAACAUCAUCGACCGCUUCCAGAAGGCAUCCCUGAGCGGCCCCAACUCCCCCAGCGAGAGCCGCCGCGAGAGGACGUACCGGCGCCGAAAGGACUGCCGCACCGGCCCUACCAUGUCCGUGGCCGGCGAGAGGAUCGCCUGCCAGUUCUGCGAGCAGGAUCCCCCGCGGGACGCGGUGAAGACGUGCAUCACCUGCGAGGUGUCCUACUGCGACCGCUGCCUGCGGGCCACCCACCCCAACAAAAAGCCCUUCACCAGCCACCGUCUGGUGGAGCCCGUGCCCGACGCGCACUUCCGAGGACUGACGUGCUUGGAGCACGAGAACGAGAAGGUGAACAUGUACUGUGUUGCUGACGACCAGCUCAUCUGUGCCUUAUGUAAACUGGUGGGCCGCCACCGGGACCACCAAGUGGCAUCCCUCAGUGAUCGCUUUGAAAAGCUGAAG
Pelecanus crispus (Dalmatian pelican) is the source of this 741-nucleotide messenger RNA. The record is from RefSeq and is a predicted model, not a curated record. Lineage: Eukaryota; Metazoa; Chordata; Aves; Pelecaniformes; Pelecanidae.